CAUUUUCAAAAGAGCCCAAAAAUUCAAAAUCUCCAUCUUCCUUUUCCCUCUGCCCCCCUCUUUCUCUCUCUCUAGACUUUCUCUCUCUUCUGAGCAGCAACGGCAAUGGCGUCGCUCUCCCUGAAGCUCCACAUCACCAAGGGACCCCGCGAGGGGGAAACCCUAGAGUACCCCCCCGGAUCGACGGUCCGGAUCGGCCGCGUCCUCCGCGGCAACAACCUCGCCAUCAAGGACGCUGGCAUCUCCUCCAAGCACAUCUCUAUCGAGUCCCGCCCCGCCGCCGGGCCCGAGCCCUCCGGCGGCAACGCCUGGGCCCUCACCGACCUCGGGUCCUCCAACGGCACCUUCGUCAACGAGUCCACCAGGCUCGCCCCCGACGCGCCCUACGUGCUCCGCGACGGCGAUUGCAUCAAAAUCGGUGAGCUCACUGCCUUCCUCGUCAAGAUAGAGGGCUGCGGCGGCGGGGAGGCCGAGUCGAGGUUGCGCCGGAACCCUAGGCGAAGGGCCAACGAGAGGAACUCGGAGAAGGAGGCGGCCGCGCCGGUGGUGGAGAGCCGGGCGGGGAGCGUUAGGGUUCCGAAGGGGAGGGGAGGGAAAACCGAAUUACCAGAAGCUGGGAGCGGUGCAGCAGCAGCAGCAGCUCCAGCUUGGUCUGCGAAGAGUGAAUUGGUGGAGGCAAGUGCAGUGCGAGGGUUUGAGGGCGAGGCGUGUGGUGCGGAAUCGCGAAAUGCGGGUACGGCAAGGGAGAAUUCGGGGAUCUCGCGAGUGAGUCCGAGGAGGACUAGGAGGAGAAAGAAGGAAGAAGACAAUCCGGUUGCUGGUGCCGUAGUCGAGAAGGGUCUGGAGGAUGGAGGAACAAAAAAGGACGAAGGUAAAGAGAGGAACACGAGAUCGAGAAGGACGAGGCAAGCAAAGGGAAGGAAUCGAAUCGGUGAUUCGGAGAGAGCGGAGAGGUUGGAUCCCGUGGAGGAGGCGCGAGAUGAUGUCGUGGCAAAUGAGGAGAGUGCAGGUCUGCCGAAUACGGAGUCAGUCCAUGGAAAUGAUGAAAGGGAAGUGGUGGUGGGUCGGAGUCAGGACGCCGAACAGGUGGCGGAUGAGGGCGAAGUUUUGGGGGAGAGUAAGAGGUCCGGCUCGGCAGAGCAAGUUUCCGGUGAGGACGGUUGUGGUGUAAGGAGUAUAAAGGUCGAGAUUGAAGAUGACGUUAUCCUUGAGGCUGGGCCCAGUAACGAGGUACGAAGUGGGAUCGGCUUUGCUUCGAAAGAGACUACGGGGAAGAGCGGCCAGUUCCCAGAUUUCUCGAAGAUGAGCCUCAGGGAAUGGUUCGACUAUAUGGAGGUCUAUUUGCCGAAGCAGAUAACUGAUGAGACGGAGAAGCUGAUUUCGGAGAUGAGGGCGAAAGCUCUACGCGUGAGGGAGUAUGUUGCUGAGCAGAAGAAGCAGAAGGGAAAAGCAAUUUCAUAGAUGGCGGAACAUUUCUGCGCCGUAUGCCGAAUAACAACCCAGUCGGUCCCUUCCGUUUUCAGCCGAAGAUUACUCUGGAAACUGGUGAAUUGUGUGCAUGCUAAGCUAACUGGAGACUGCAGGUGGAUUAGCUGCGGAACUCCAAUGCCGGUUUCACAGUAUGCCAUAGCAGCAACCUGGAAGGCUUGCAAAAACGUCUCCAAAGCCGUUUCCGACGAGUGCCAUGUGCAUCGGUGAGGGGGGCAACUUUACCAGGAGUAGACAAGAUGAGACGCAAGGAGGAAGGAGAGAGGAUGAUAGAAGAACGUACAUGACUGUUCUCAGCAUUGCUCCGAUUUCCUCGUAUGUCUAUGAAGGAGACGAAAUUUAUGGUUCUUCUGAUGAAAUUAGAAGCGGUUAAGGAGGCAUUGCGCCUAGUUAGGCACGACAGAAGCUUAGGAAAUACAUGUACGAAUUGUUGUAGUCUACAUUUGAUGAGCAACUGAAGAGAGAAGAGAGAAGAGAGAAUGUAUUGAUGUUUUAAGUAUAUUUGUACCUUGCAUCAUUCGAUUGACUCCGACUGUUGGAUGCAAGCUUCGACGCUAUGAAUCUUGCACUUGUCUCCACUGCAUUUAGAUGAAAUAUUCGGUCUUCAAUUUGUUA
Molecule: messenger RNA, 2103 nt
Organism: Eucalyptus grandis
Lineage: Eukaryota; Viridiplantae; Streptophyta; Magnoliopsida; Myrtales; Myrtaceae
Product: FHA domain-containing protein At4g14490
Exons: 1
Coding region: 106-1461 (451 amino acids)
Molecular function (GO): protein binding; mRNA binding
Source: RefSeq, a predicted model, not a curated record